UGUAGUUGCCAAUGUGCAACACCCCAAGGACAUAAUGCUGGCUUACAGGGCGGAAAAGUUAUUACAGUUUUUCACAUGACCCUGACCGAUCUUAAUCUUCUUUGUCGUACAAGUUUUGAAUCACUUACAUAUAUGCGAAAGUGUCAGUAAUAAACUUUUCAAAUUUUUGCCAUAUUUUUUUUCCGUAUCAAAUUAUUCUUAUCUUCAGCCGAUCAACGGCUAACGGAAAACUGCAAGAAAAGGACGGAAUAUAAACAUGUUCCGUCUCUCUUGAUUCUCCGGAUACCGAAUUUAAAAAUGUCUGAUCAGUUCUUGGGGUGUACUGUUUCUGUGAAAUGCAUUGACGAUGUUGCCUAUCAAGGCAAAAUUAUUGACUUAAAUAAGAACAGUUUGACAUUGGCAAAAACAUUCUGUAACGGCAUUCCACAUUCUUCUUCGAUUGUUAUCUUGAGUGUAAAAGAUAUACAAAAACUCGAGAUUAUAUCAACUGAAGAAGCAAGAACUAGCAUGAACGAUGUCCAGUCACAGAGCAAAGUGAUUGUAAAGAGACCAAUCGCAAAGAGAGCUGGACGAUCAGUUUCAGAAUGUGUUCCGCCUGCGCCACAAGCGACGAGUUCUCCGCAGACAAACGUGAAAAAACCAGCAGAAUCAAACCAGCAGCAAAUUGAUCAAACUCCGAAUGGAAAAAUUCCACCGGCUGAAAAUAAUGCAUCUAACAAAUCAGUUCCGAAAAGAUUAACACAUAAACAAAGACUUUUGGGAAGAGACGAGCAUACUUUUGGUACUCCAAUUGAUCAGUCCUUACAGCAAGAUUUUGACUUCGAGAAAAAUUUGGCAUUGUUUAAUAAAGAGGCUGUGUGGCAAGAAAUUAAUUCGUUGAAACCAGAUAUCGUUCGACAGUCGGAAAAUAAUCGAAGUACUACCGGUAUUUAUCGACAUGACGAAAACAUUCUUGUAUCUGAACCUACAGUACUUAGACAGAUAGUAGUGCCUUAUCCUGGUGAAAAAGAAUACGUUACAGACAAUGGUUUAGUGAUUCCUAGUAUUACCUUGAAUUUACAUCGACAGUUAAUAGGCGCUGCGGAUAGACUGGGAAUCAGUUGGGAACGCAGGGUGGAGCUUCUUGGUCGUGCUGGAGCCGAGUUGACAUUGCAGCUGUUAGGCGGAAGUUAUCGAUUGAAUCCGAACAACGCGCAUCAAUGGCCCACGGUAGUAGCGCUUUGCGGUCCACAUCGUUCUGGCGCUGCGGGCAUCAAUUGCGCCCGACAGUUGUCGGGUCACGGCGUCAAGACGAUCGUGUUCGUGGAGAACGCGGAGGAUGUGUUUCUUCUGCAGGAGCUGUCGCUCUAUAGAUUAACGGAAAACAAGGUAGAAACAAAAGUCAAGAAUCUACCGUCGAUGGUAGAUCUGAUACUCGUGGCGCUCUGCGACGAGGACUCGCCAAAAACGAUCACACCGAUCGCUAGGUGGGCGAACAGCAAUCGGGCGCCCGUGCUUGCCAUCGAACCACCCGCGACAGGUACACCGGGUAUUCUCAGUAAAUUCAGCUUAUUGGGCGCGUUGCCGUUAUCGCAUAGCGUCGACAACGGCAGAUUGUAUCUGUGCAAUCUCGCGUUGCCGAACAAAGUGUAUACCGACGUCAACAUUACGUAUAAAUCGCCAUUCGGACCCAAGUUUGUCAUUCCUUUAUAUUCCGAUGACUCUUAGCAAAGUUUUAGGAGCUACAGCGUAUGCGCUUCGAGCAAUUUUAUCAUGCACAGCAUGCAAGCCUGAUAUACAGAGAAAGAUUUGACUUCCGAGGGGCCCAUCAAACAAAAAAUAUUUGUAUAGUUUCGGCAUUUGGUAUAUUAACUUUUAGGUAAACUUUCAGAAGCGUUAUAUAGGAAAUUUGUAUAAACUUUUUCAUUUUUGUUUGUGCAUGGGAAUCGAUAAAAAAGUGUUAGAAACAAUGCGUAGUAUUUCCGUAUACAAUUCAGAAAGUUGUACUUCAAGAACUUCCAAUAUAUGUGUGUAUGUGUAUAAGCAUAUGAAACACACACCUAUUACACACAAAUGAAACGAAAACUAGAUAUUUUAACUUAUGAAGCUGUGAGACCAUUGUUCCAUUGAUAUAUCAAGCAUAUACAGGAAAAUGAAAUCAUUGCUUCGAGUAAUGUGUGUAACGAAUAUAAAUUAGCUGAGAGAAGAAUAUGUAACUUGCUAAGAGACGAAUAUAGUUCCAUAUAUUACACAUGGUAAGUUUUGCAUUAAAUACACACACACAUACACAUUUGAUACGAUUAAAUAAACAACAUAUUUACUCAUUACAUUAUACACAGUUUGUCUACAGUUUUUAUGUAUUAAUAAAAUUAACAUACAAAACUUAUUGGGAGUCGGCUACUCCUCGGCGACCAUAUUGUGUUUAUUGCAUCAGAAGCGAGAAAUGAUACAGCAAAAGUUUCUUGCAAAAUUGGUUUUUCCUCAAAAAGAUAAUAUUUUCGUUAGUCUUCUAAUUCGCAAAAUAUACAGCAAAUUCUGUUCGAUGUUUGACACGUAGAGGUGUAAAAUAAUUCCUAGUAGAAGUAGCAAUGCUGCUGUUUCUCGGCUCUCACUAGCGGUUAGAAAACAGCUGAGCUGUUGGAUUUAAUUUUUCGAUUUUUACACUACAUUUUCAGUAUAAAUUGACCUUGCUGCUUGUUUUGCAACUCCGAAGAUUAUGAUAAUAGUAAAUUUGCACAGAAAAACUAAAAUUGAAGUUACACGUCGCGAGAAUGUUUGCUUCGUGUUGUUUCUCACUUCCGACACCACAAAAGCAACACGGUCGUCGAGGAGUAGCCGAUUUUUAAACAACAAGAUACUCUUCUUUUUUUUUUUUUUUGCCCAAUUUUCGGUGGGCAAAAGUCGGAAGUAAAAACUUCCGCAAGUGUAAAACAAACAUUUAAGGUCGUUACUUAUUGUCUAACACUAUAGAGAAUUAUAUAGUGAUGUGCUAGAGAAAACUUUCCUAAUGAUGAGACAAAAGAAUCUGACGAAUCUGAUAGUACCUUGUGUGUGUACACGCAAGAGAGAAAAAACUUAUAUAUUUUUUAAAUCAUUUGUACAAUAUACUCUAUUUAUGUCGUGUUAGAAAUCCGCGUGAUUAAGUAGCAUUUUUAAUACAAGUGAAUUGACAUCAGUUUUAUAUUCUCUCAUUUUCAUUUAUUAGUGUUUGAUUAGCUUCGAUUCUUGUCUGUAAUAUUAAGCGUUAUUUCAACUAUUAUACCGUAUAUAUGUUCUGAUUUUUGCGAUGAAUUAUAGCAACGACACAUGUAUAGAUACCGAAAUUGUAACGCACACAAGAUGCGAAAUAUCUGUAGUAGCUCUCUUUUUGUACUUUUUUUUUUUUUAACAGCAUGUUUAUAUUUAAAGUGUGAAGUGUGUUUUUUUUUAUAUCCGCACGAGUUCAUUCAAGGUGCGUUCGCUUUGGACGCUAGCGCGAGCGUCAGUCUAUCGUUUUAUUUUUAACUCUUUAACCGCGAUCGCAGUAUACAUACAUAUUUUGUCACAAAGGGUUUUUACAUAA
Messenger RNA from Pseudomyrmex gracilis, 3541 nucleotides. RefSeq names its product enhancer of mRNA-decapping protein 3 (gene Edc3). Lineage: Eukaryota; Metazoa; Arthropoda; Insecta; Hymenoptera; Formicidae. Gene Ontology annotation, biological process: P-body assembly; deadenylation-independent decapping of nuclear-transcribed mRNA. The record is from RefSeq and is a predicted model, not a curated record. The transcript is spliced from 6 exons. Gene Ontology annotation, cellular component: P-body. Bases 298 to 1707 code for a protein of 469 amino acids. Gene Ontology annotation, molecular function: mRNA binding.